Messenger RNA from Porites evermanni, 8842 nucleotides. NCBI's taxonomy places the organism in Eukaryota, Metazoa, Cnidaria, Anthozoa, Scleractinia, Poritidae. The record is from the annotation of a GenBank genome assembly.
AUGUCAAGAAAGGGUUACGAGACCCUAGCAACCAAUGAAGAUAACACGAAUCAGUCUUUUCAUCCUACAAAGUCUGCAAAUCUUUUGUCUCUUCUGACUUUUUGGUGGAUGAACAAUAUAUUUUCAAAAGGGAAUAAGCGGCCUCUGAACCAAUCAGAUUUUCUACCACUUCAUGAGGACGACAAAGCACGUGACCUAACAGAGAGACUUCAGAAAGAAUGGAAUGACCAACUACUUAAAUGGAACAACUCCCAGGGAAAACAACCCAGACUUUGGAGAUGUGUUUUAAGAACAUUAGUUUCCAAAGUAACGCUAUUUCAUUUGAGCGUUUGGGUCUUCGAAUCCUUCUUUCGGAUAACACAACCGCUUUUAAUCGGAUUUCUCCUUAGCAUGUUAAGUUCCAAUGAGAUAAAUCUUUCCCUAGUAUACGCGUGCUGUUGGCUCUUAGCAUCGAUUGGAUUCUGUUACUUCGGCAAACAAUACUCUGUCUAUAAUCUUGAAUUAUUAGGCAUGAGGACAAGCAGCGCCCUCAAGGGAAUCAUCUAUCUCAAGGUGAGAACUUUAACGCUGUAAUAAUACGGUUGUGACUAGAAUGGAUACCUUAAUAAAAAUCAGGGUGGACACCUUAUGUUUGUUACACAACGCUAUAUACUCCUCCUAGAGAACAAUUUAUGCGAAUUUAUUGGGCAGAUUUUUGAGAAAAGUGAGGACAAUCAGAGUGAGGUAAAGUUGUGCAAGGAAAAGAGUUGAAUAUUGGGUUUAUGAGCAAAGAAGAGUGAUAGGGUUAAGCACUCUUUUAAAAACGGUUUCAAAAAUGUAUCAAAGCUUUGUUAAGUAAGUAAGUUAAAAUUAGUUAACGGUGUCGGCAGUUAGCCCUUGAUGGUGUAGUGGAUACGGAUGUGGAACUUGCCUCAAAUGAUGCGGGUUCAUGACGUACAAACUAACUGCUGUUUUCUUCCAUUUUUUAUUCUCUUACUUAUGACUUUAAGUUAUAAGGCUGCGUGCAAACGGGCGUAACAACUCCCAACAUUGUUGCGCCAACAAUGUUGGGAAUUGUUGCGUGUAUGUUGGCAGUGGUGUGCAAACGGAUGCAUCAACUCCCAACAAUGUUGGGACCUGCAGUGCAUCAUGGGAAGGAUACAACCCAUAAGUCUUUGUAAACCAUGCGUAAUAAGCGUGCGUGGCCCCAACAAUGCUGGAAGAGCUGUGCAAACGAAUCCAACAUUGUUGCGCUACGCUUCGGCGAUCACGGAACAAAAGAAAUGCUGGGAGUUGUUGGCUGAAAAGUUUGGCCGGAUUCAAACUUUGCGCAACAACAUGCAACAGUGUGUGCAAACGGACGCAACAUGUAACAUCCAAGAAUGUUGGAAGUUGUUGGCCAACAAUGUUGCGUCCGUUUGCACGGGGCUUAAGACUCCUAUCAUGUAUUUUGAGUAAAGAUGACAAUCCUGAUUUUAGGGUAUCCAUUCUGGUCACAACCGCUGUGAUACGUAGUAAAUUUUAUGAAGAAAGUCUUGUCAUGUAAGUCCAGACAUAUAACAAUUUUAAUACAACGGUUAUAUAUGAGAUCGAUUAUCAAGCUGGAGCUCGGAAUUAUUAGUGAGCUUUCUGGUGUUAGAUUUCUCCUUCUUCUAAAUGAUAUCUAUCCUUUAUACCAAUGCUUGCUGUUUUUGCUCAGUGCAGGCCGCAGGCUUAUUCAGUGCCUUUACUCCAGGCCGAAACACCCUUGAGAGGAGCGCGGCGUUGUUAAUAUCCCCAUUAUUUUUUAAUCUACUGCUAUCAGGAGCCCAUCACUAGUGAUGGGCUGGCUCCUCACUACCAUCUAAGCGCCACACAGCAUACGGGAAUUUUUCCUUUCUUCUUUUUGGACUUUUAUAAUAACAUUUCUCUCCUCCGAAGAGGUUCGAUGGAGGCAUUAUUGGAUUUUCUCUGCCCUAAGUGGGUCGGGAGGGUCGGGAGCAAAACCCGAAAGAUUCACGUUCUCUCGCCUUGCUCCUACGAGCCUAUGCGGAGGAGAGAGUUAUACCGGGGGCACCCAACGUCAAUUUUCGGAAAAUAUCUCUUCGGAAGACGAUUUGAGAUCUAGAAUUUUCGGAACAUUUGUUGUAAAAUCUCUUGCUUAUCUGCCUCUCCUAGGAUUUUUGAACAUCUACAAAAUAGUAUUAUUGCUCAUUUUUAACGGAUUUUUAACCUAAAAAGGUCACCUAGAAUUUUCGAUCGGGAGCUUUUUUCUGGCUGAAAUCUUUUGAUCGCUAUAACUUUGGGAUCACUAGACUUUCAGCUAGGAAAUCCGAACUGAUGAAAAAUUUUUAGGUGAUAAAAAUGUGCCCAUAUCUACCUUUUAAAUAAUAAAAUACUUUAACAAUGCUGUGUUUAAGUGGUUUCGAACUAUAUUCUCGUUGGGUGUCUCUGGUUAUAAAAUUUUUCAUUCCUGAUCAGACCACUCACAAUUCCACUUAUACUGUAAGCAGCUAUUCAUAGUUUGUUUUAAACUGAUUUUUUUUUGGCAGAUCCCUCUUGUUAGUCGGCAAGACCUUCUAGAAACAACAACAGGCAACAUUUUUGACUUGAUAUCGAAUGAUGUCCAAAGAAUUGAACAGGCUCCUGUACCUUUUACCAGUUUACUUUUUAAAACCCCCUUGGAACUUAUUGCUGUCGUUUGCUUACUGCUGUACUUAAUCGGCUGGCAGCCUUUAAUGGGAGUGUUAUUUAUACUGAUGUUAAUUCCUGUUUGUAUGAUCAUCUCAUACUUUUGUGCUGAACUUCGUAAGAAGACCGCUAAAGUAACGGACCGACGUAUUUCUCAAAUGAGCGAAGUGGUCUGUGGAAUACGUGCGUUGAAAGCACAUGCUUGGGAAGAAAACUACAAGGAAAAGGUGCAGGAAGUAAGAAGGUAAGUAAGAAAUUUAAAAAUAGCAGAGGAAUGAGGGGAGAGAGGUUAGAACUGAUUUCACCGCAUACUUAUUAAGGUGAUGUAGUGAGGGACAACGCAGAUAUCAGUUUCCAGCCGAUAAAGCCCCUGACAGAAUUAUGAGAAUCAGUUAAGGUGGCGUUGAAUACAUAGAAAUUCGCCCUUUGGACGCAAAAUGAACUAAAAUGCGCGGGAACUCAUGAGCGUGUGGCAGCAUAAUGAGGGUUAAACGAAACGAACACUUCGUUGAACUGGACUAAAUGAUUGAUCAUAAUUUUACGUACAUAUCAAAUUAAUAUAACACUUGCACCUGUCAUUGCAGAGAGGUGAAAAUUAUGGAAGUAGGCUUAGGAAUGCAAUGCAUGAAAAUGGUAAAUGUUCUGUUACAGUGCUAAAUCGCAUCGGUUUGCAUUAGAAGCGGCUAAACAUUAUGUUCAAGGCGAAACCCAGGGGGUUCUCAACAAAAUUUCAUACAGGGAGGCUCCGCUCCGAGGUGCAACCUCUUAAUAGGCAGUACCCCUGGGGGACACAACGGCAAAAAUCAACUUCUGAUUAUUUUUCCCGACAUGAGUUAUCUUUGCCGUUUUUUCCCGAAUCAUGAUGUUUAACUCCUGGGAGGUGUUCCCUAUCAUGGCCUACACGGGAAGGCCCGUCCCGAAAGGGGUACCUUUUUCAGGCUUCAGGUAUAAGAAGGGGUAGGGGUUUUACUAGUUGAAGUAUAUAAAAGGGUAGGGAAAUCUGUCAUCUUGGUCUGCAAAACUUUUGUUAUUUGUUUACUUUCUAGGAAUGAAAUCUGGAUGCUCACCAAAAAGAGCUUCCUUUUGUCGAUCAUUGGUAGCUUUCUGUUCGCAAGCUCAGCAGCGACCUUUUUGUCUAUGCUAGCUCUUGUUCUAACAGGAGAAUAUCGUUCGCCUUCAAGAGCCUUUAUGAUACUUGCCUUCAUGAAAACUCUUCGUUCAGUGUCUCUCAGGCUGGCUGAUGGUGCCCCACUAGCAUUCGAGUUAUUCGUCUCCUUUCAAAGAAUAGAGAGAUUUCUCCUUUUAAAUAACGUAGCCCUGGAUCCCGUAGACUACGAUGACGGCGCAAGCAAUCAAUUAUUGAUCCGAAAGUCAUGCCCCAAAGACCGCUGUAUAAAUCAAAGGGUUUCUUUACAUGACGGUGAUGCAGGUGAUGAGCAGCCACUGGCAAGUAAACUACGGGAUGGAAGUUUAUCAGUUUCGAAUCUUACCUGUAAAUCAGGCGACAAGUAUCUUCUCCGAGAUGUCAGUUUUGAUUCAUCUCACAGAAGCCUAACUGUAAUCACUGGUCAAGUUGGCAGUGGAAAAUCAACCCUGCUGGCCGCCAUUGCUGGUGAGGCGGCCAAAACACGUGGUAGUGUUCUAUUCUCUGGAAAUAUAUCUUACGUCCCACAAAGUGCCUGGCUCUUUUCCGGAACAUUCAGAGAAAAUAUAUUAUUUGGCGAGCCAUAUGAUAAACAGAAGUACGCCGAAGUUAUUGACGCCUGCGCACUGAGAGAGGACGUCGGGAGAUUUCCAAAUGGCGACCUAACAUUCGUUGGCGAACAAGGUGUUACACUCAGUGGCGGUCAGCGUGCACGCGUUAGUUUGGCACGCGCAGUGUACGCUGAUGCAGACGUGUAUCUGUUGGAUGACCCUCUAAGUGCCGUGGACGCGAAAGUCUGCGAACACAUAUUUAAUCAAUGUAUUUGCAAAUUACUGCAGAAUAAAAUUACCAUUUUGGUGUCAUAUGCAAGGACACACAUGAUCGCAGCUGACCAGGUUGUGGUUCUCCACGAAGGAUCCGUGCUUGGAAAAGGUAGUUUUAAUGAGUUGCAAGGCAGAGAAGAAAUUGCUGCCGUCAUCGAUGCAUCUGUCAACGAGGAAAAGCCGACACCUCCUACACUAGGUACGGAAGAUGGCAUUGCGCAUUCACGUUUUGAGAAGUCCACUGGAAGCUUUGAUGAGCAUUUGGAGAUCGAAGAGGAAGAGAAAGCUAUUGGAAAAAUUUCAGCAACAAUGUACUGGGAAUAUUUCAAGGCAGGAACACACCCUGCAGUGGUGAUUUUCAUUCUCUCUUUCUUCGUGGGCGCGCAAGGUUAGUGAGCUGAGUUUUUUUUAACAAAGUUCUCAACAAACAUUACACGUUUCAUAAAAUAAGUUACCCUAAGGCGUUUGAGUUCUUUUACUGGAAACUACGUUUCAAAUAAAAUUGCCGUUAGUUAACUGAUUAGAUGUCCCGGGUAAUUUUAUAAUUGUUUUGAAUUAAGUCAAUCAAAUUGAUAGCAACUUCAGUACAAUAUAAUGGCGGUUGGAGUCAGUAUUAAUUUUCGCUUCAAAUAGUUUAUAAAACCCGCUCUCAGAAGGUUUUCUUGAAGUUAAGAGUGUAGUUUGGGGAUCGGGACAGGGCCCUUAUUGCAGGGAGUGGCGUUUUUUCCCGGGGGACCCGUGUUUGCUCGAAUAAAUAAAAAACCAAAUUUUAUAGUUUCUUUAAAAAAUUAAGUUUUAAAAAACUGUUGAAAACAAGACAUAAGCAUGAAGCUCUAACAAAUUUUGACGUGUAUUGUCUUUUUUUUUAUUCUUUUAUCAAAAAGCUUUUAUAGUGUCUCCUGAUCUAUGGCUUUCGCAUUUGACCAAGAUGAGUUGCGGAGCCCAGCAAGAAUCAGAAACCUGGUAUAUCUACGCCAGUUUUGUCUCCGCUGCAUUGAUUGUCGCUGCCAUUCGCGUUUUUUUAUUCUUCUUUAUGUGCCUCCGAUCCGCUGAAAACCUCCACAACAAAAUGGUAUCCAGCCUUCUUCAAGCAAAGGUGUUAUUUUUCGACACAAAUCCAGCAGGACGAAUUUUAAACAGAUUUUCCAAAGACAUUGGUUGCUUGGACGAACUAUUACCUGCACUGUUUGCUGCGUAGGCUCGAUUUCCGCCGUCUCCCGGGUCCGGUCUUUAAUCCUCCCCGAAGAGAGACGGGAUGAGUGCUGGCUCAUUUUCCCGAACAGCGGGCUGGUAAUCGAGCCUAUUUGCUGCGUCCAUGCAGUUAAAUUUGUCAAUGUUGACAGCCGCUGUGUUACCAGCGUUCACGAAUGUUUGGCUCUCUUUUGUUUGUUUCCCUGUUAUUGGUAUUUUCUUGUGUUUAGCGUGGUAUUACUUAAAGACUUCAAGAGAAUUGAAGAGGUGGCAGUCAAUAUGUCGCAGCCCUGUUUUCUCUCACUUCUCAGAGACUAUAGCUGACUUGGACACCAUUCGCACUCGAAAAAGGGAAAGGGAUUUCAUGGAUCAAUUUUAUCGGUAAGUUGAUUCAUGUUGGUCAUACCGGCAUAUUUGGUUAGCGUAAAUUAUCACAAUUGACACUAACUGUCAAUGUCUCACAUGAACAUAAAGAAACUGUCCAUAACGGUCAAUCAAACCCAACACCUUCAAGCUUGCCAGCUGCUUAAGACGAUUAACCGAGUGUAGCAUGAAGAGUUUCAACUCAAGUCAGGCCAUUCAGCAGCUAGAGCCACCAAUAGACGGGUCAUAGCCCGGGGGGGGGAGGGUACUCCCUAUGAUGGCCUUUACGGGGAGGCUCCACCCGAAAGGGGUACCUUUUUCAGGCCUCAGGUAUAUGAAAGAGUAGAGAUUUCACUUGUUGAAGUAUAUAAAAGGGUGGGGAAAUCUGUCAUUUGGGCCUGUGAAAGGGCCCAAAAGGGCUAACAGAUAAAUUUUAUGGCUUUCUAAAGUUGAGAAAACGUUCUAUUCAGUUUUGUGAUUGAUUCCUAUUUAAAAGACAGUGCAUUUACAGAAGUUAAAAGGGAUGCAAAGUUCUAAACAAGGUAUGUGAAAGGGGUAUCAUUUGUCAACAGAAGGUAUACGAAAGGGAUACCUUUUUUGUGAAAAAAUGGUACAUAAAAGGGUAAGGGUUGGACCUCGGGGCGGAGCCUCCCCGUAUAAACAUUUGUUGAGUACCCUCAUUUGUUGAGGAUUUCUUAGUGGCUAAAACAAGUUAUCAAAUGUUAGAAGUUUUAGAACUCUGCUCUCGGGUGCCUUAACCUAUAGCCUUCAAUAAAAAUGACGUUAAAUCUCGACCUUGUAAGGUCUCUAAUGACUCAUUGUAGCCAUUUCUCUCAUUUGCAGACGUCAGGAUGUACACAAUCAAGUAUUUUCCAUAACACUUUCCAGCAAUCGAUGGCUUUGUGUGAGAGUAGACAUCUUAAGUUCAUUCCUUAUUGCAGCAGUGGCUACACUUUCAGUUCUUGUCACCGAGGAACAAGGUAAACAGUAGAGAGCUGAAAACCCGCGGCAACAGAUCAAAGAUUUUUUCGUAGUAGUUUAAGCUCAGUACAACGUAUGUGCCUAGCUCCGCCGGAGGUCAUUUAGUGCUCCAUCUCUUUUCAUUCCUGAUAAGUAACUACCUUAAGCCCUCCCGGUGGGGGGGGGGGGUACUUUCAGAAAAAAUGGGUGGGGGUGGGGGUAUGCGGCACUCUUCCUGAAACCUUUACCCUAUUUCAGACCAAAAUCUGUGUUUUUCCCUACCUUUUUACUGACCUGAUCAAAUUUGAUACCCUAUUUCAGACCUGCCUUAUAAUCAGUUCCCUAGGUCAGACCAAUGUUAAAGACAAUGUUUAUACGCUUUUAUUAAGGAGGAUACAAAAAUCUUCAAAUUUUCGAGCUUAAAGGGAAAUGGUCUUAUCAUCUAAUGACGAAGAAGAAGCUUCUUCUAAAAAACAUACCCAAUUCAAGACUAGGGUGCACAAACCAUACCCUAUUUCAGACCAAAACGGCUAAAAACCUAUACCCUUUGGCGCCGCACAUACCUCAAUAGCCUAUAUAAGGGAGUACCCCCCCCCCCCGGAGCUUAAGCCCCAUUCACAUCAAAGCUAAACGUGUUUAAAUGCUGUUUACUAAACAGCAUUUAAACUGAGUUAAACACGGUUUAAAAUUGUUUCCUUCAUAAAAGCCAGCAAAUUUAGUGCAAAUAAAUUACAAAACAGGUUGAAUUUCAUUUGAAUCCUGUGUUAAAACCAGUUUUCCAUGUCCCCUUUUUAUUUUUUAAAACCUCGUUUGGUUUAAACAUGUUCAGUUGGUGUGAAUGGGGCAUUAGUCAUGUUUCCCCACAAAUUCUCUCAGACAAUGACUCUUAGACAAAUCCACUAAGUAAUCUCUCUACCAUAUGCGAGCUUGAUGCUUUAAAUCUCUUUACUUAAAGAACAGAUUGAAAGUAUUAUUACUGGUAGCAGUAAAGCAGACUUCUUGAUGAAUCUUACUCAUGAUUACAUGCAUUCCGUGGGCAUUCGAUGAACAUCGGAAAAAUUAAAUUAUUUAUGCGCGGCGGAAUACCUUAGUCGAUACAGCACUUGACUGCAGAGCGGAAGGUCGAGGGUUCGAUUCCCAGGGCCGGACCAAUAACACUGUCUUGAAAUAACUGAGAAAUGAGUUACUUCCUUUGUCCUGCAAACGGCUAGACCUUCGAGUGGCUCCGAUGACCACGUAAAAAGGCGGUCCCGUAUCCAGAAGGAGACGUGUCCUCAAUUAGUACUUUCGUGUUAAAUACAUUGACACUCAUAUUAAGUGCGUUUUUUUAUUGUUUUUGUUUAUAGCUUUGAUUGGACUUUCUCUUGCAUACGUGAUUGAAACAACAAAUGUAGCUUCAUACGCGGUGCGAAAGUUUUCGGAUGUGGAGAAUUUUAUGACGUCAUUUGAGCGAGUCAAAGUCUACACCAACCUCGACGCAGAGCCAGGAUACAAAACAGAAAGCAUGCCCCCAAUAAACUGGCCUCGUGACGGUCACGUGAGCUUCACAAAUGUUUCCUUGAGGUAUUACCCAGGUGGGCCGCAAGUGCUCAAGGAUUUAACCUUUAAUAUUAAAGGACGACAAAAUUUGGGAAUUGUUGGCAGAACAGGAGAUGGAAAGUCGUCUAUCGUGGCGGCCCUUUUGCGCAUGCCUGAAGCUGAGGGGGAAUAA